AUGGCGGAUAGCGAAAGUGAUUCGAGUUCUGUCGAUGGAGGACCUAUUAUGAUGCCUCCAUCGCCCAUAACUCGAGAACAAUUGCAAAAAAGAAUUGAAUCGUUGCAACAACAAAACAGAGUUUUAAAAGUAGAAUUAGAAACUUACAAAUUACGAGUUAAAUGCUUACAAGAGGAAAAUCAUUCUCUACGUCAAGCUUCUGUUAUAAUUGUAAGUAGUUUUAUUAUUAUACCAAAUCAAGGAUAUUUGCAUAAAGAAAUUUCUCGGCCAUUUAAAAUAGGUCAAGCGAAAGCUGAACAAGAAGAAGAAUUCAUAAGCAAUACAUUGCUUAAAAAAAUUCAAGCUCUUAAAAAGGAAAAAGAAACAUUGGCUCAUCAUUAUGAACAAGAAGAAGAAUGUCUUACAAAUGAUUUGUCUAGAAAAUUAAAUCAAUUAAGACAAGAAAAAUGUAGGUUGGAACAAACUCUUGAACAAGAGCAAGAAUGUCUUGUAAAUAAAUUAAUGAGAAAAAUAGAAAAGUUAGAAGCUGAAACAUUAACCAAACAGACUAAUUUGGAACAGUUGAGAAGGGAAAAAGUCGAAUUGGAAAACACAUUAGAACAAGAACAGGAAGCAUUAGUUAAUAAAUUAUGGAAAAGAAUGGACAAACUCGAAGCUGAAAAAAGAAUGUUACAAAUAAAAUUGGAUCAACCGGUGUCCGAUCCAGCAUCACCCCGUGAUAUAAAUAACGGUGACGCGGCAGCCAAUCUUUCGACACACAUAAAAACUCUCAGGAGCGAAGUGACCCGUUUACGUUCCAAACUUGCAAACAUACAACAGGAACAAAAGGAAAAAAUGCAAAAAUACGUCAACGAAGAAAAGCACAUUCGAGAGGAAAAUUUGAGAUUGCAAAGGAAAUUACAAUUGGAAGUCGAGAGAAGGGAAGCUCUCUGCAGGCAAUUGUCUACUACUAACGUAAUUUUGGAAAUGGAAGAAGAAAGGCAUUUUAAUGAGGUAGUUAGUUCCGGGGGCAACGUCCGGCCAAGAGGUGUUUCCAGUCCGAUUCCGUAUAAUCCUAGCCCAAGUUCUUCAAGGCCUUUAAGUCCAGGUUCGACUAGUCGGUGUUAUGCAUGCGGUCAAUCCGUAGGUUUGGGCCCCCAACUUGCCGCUGCUCAAGGCGAAGCCCAUUCGGUUUCCUUAAACAGAUCCAUAAGUCCGCCCGUAAGUGAUUCUUUUUUUUUUUACGACUAUUGUCACGGUGUGACGUCACGCACCCCGUCGCGCGCGAAUCACUUUUUGAUUUAUCAUUUAAUAUUUUCAGAGAGGGCAAACGCAUCGGAAUUCAAUGGAAUUUACGAAGCCAUCAACGCAAUCACAACAACCAAAUCCCUCGUCGUCGGCUCCUCCCGUCAUCGAACACGCUUCUCCAAUGGACAUUGCUAA
Molecule: messenger RNA, 1422 nt
Organism: Pediculus humanus corporis (human body louse)
Lineage: Eukaryota; Metazoa; Arthropoda; Insecta; Psocodea; Pediculidae
Product: coiled-coil domain-containing protein, putative
Exons: 8
Coding region: 1-1422 (473 amino acids)
Source: RefSeq, a predicted model, not a curated record